Antechinus flavipes (yellow-footed antechinus) is the source of this 6300-nucleotide messenger RNA. RefSeq names its product phosphate cytidylyltransferase 1A, choline (gene PCYT1A). NCBI's taxonomy places the organism in Eukaryota, Metazoa, Chordata, Mammalia, Dasyuromorphia, Dasyuridae. Gene Ontology annotation, molecular function: phosphatidylcholine binding; choline-phosphate cytidylyltransferase activity. Gene Ontology annotation, biological process: CDP-choline pathway. Gene Ontology annotation, cellular component: endoplasmic reticulum. The record is from RefSeq and is a predicted model, not a curated record. Bases 937 to 2193 code for a protein of 418 amino acids. The transcript has 8 exons.
UCUCUCUGGGUGUAGAUGACUCUCUUCAUCACUGAACAAAUCGAAUUGGUUCGAAUCAUCUCAUUGUUGAAGAGAUCCAAGUCCAUCAGAAUUGAUCAUCAUAUAGUCUUGUUGUUACCAUGUAUAAUGAUCUCUUGGUUCUGCACAUUUCACUUAGCAUCAAUUCAUGUAAGUUUCUCCAGGUUUCUCUGACAUCAUCUUGUUGGUCUGAAAACAUCAUCAUUACAGAACAAUAAUAUCCCAUAACAUUCAUAUACCAUAACUUAUUCAGCUAUUUUCCAAUUGAUCAGCAUCCAUUCAGUUUCCAGUUUCUUGCCACUACAAAAAGGGCUGCCACAAACAUUUUUGCACAUGUGGGUCCCUUUCCCUCCUUUAAGAUCUCUUUAGGAUAUAAACCCAGUAGGAACACUGCUGGAUUGAAGGAUAUGCACAGUUUGAUAGCUUUUUGAGCAUAGUUCCAAAUUGUUCUCCAGAAUGGUUGGAUCCAUUCACAGCUCCACCAACAAUGCAUUAGUAUCCCACUUUUCCCACAUCUCCUCUAGCGUUCACCAUCAUUUCUUCCUAUCAUCUUAGCCAAUCUGAGAGGUGUGUAGUGGUAUCUCAGAGUUGUCUUAAUUUUCAUUUCUCUGACCAGUAGUGAUUUGGAGCACUUUUUCAUAUGUCCACAAAUAGUUUCAAUUUCUUCAUCUGAAAAUUGUCUGUUCAUAUCCUUUGACCAUUUAUCAAUUGGGGAAUGCUGGCCAUGGAUCUAUGUAGCAAAAUCAUGAACAGGUGAAAUUUACUUUUGACAUCCUAGCUAGUUUCCAAGAGACGGAUGUCAAAGGUAGAUUUUAGUAAGUAUUCCUUAUUAAGAGAUAAUUAAAGUAAAAGGGAAUAAAGGUGGAACUCUUUCAGAAGCAUCAUUCACUAUUUCUGUCUUAUCGAGUAUUACUGCUUAUGCCAAAUGAAACUGGCAUACUUUGUAGAAAGGAAUACUUUGGAUUUGAUCAUUUGUUGAGUACAUUUGUUGUUGUUGUCACUGAAAUAUUAGCUUCCUUUUUCUUCCUUAGUAAGAAGAACAUCUCAUCUUUUAUGUUUAGGUUAGAGAAAAUGGAUACAACAAAUUCAACCAAAUUGAAUUCGAGGAAAAGGAGGAGAGAAUCGACUGGACCUAAUGGGGCAACAGAAGAAGAUGGGGUUCUUGCCAAAAUACCUCGCAGCUUUGGCUUAAAGGAGCCAGCCCCAUUUUCAGAUGAAGUUGAAAUUGACUUCAGUAAGCCUUAUGUCAGAGUAACUAUGGAGGAGGCCAGAAGAGGGACUCCUUAUGAUCGACCUGUAAGGGUUUAUGCUGAUGGCAUAUUUGACUUAUUUCACUCUGGUCAUGCCCGGGCCCUGAUGCAAGCAAAGAAUCUAUUCCCUAACACGUAUCUUAUUGUGGGAGUUUGCAGUGAUGAACUGACACAUAAUUUCAAGGGCUUCACAGUGAUGAAUGAAAAUGAACGCUAUGAUGCAGUUCAACAUUGCCGCUAUGUGGAUGAAGUGGUGAGAAAUGCUCCUUGGACAUUAACACCUGAAUUCUUGGCAGAGCAUCGGAUUGAUUUUGUAGCCCAUGAUGAUAUCCCAUAUUCUUCUGCUGGGAGUGAUGAUGUUUACAGACACAUCAAAGAAGCAGGCAUGUUCGCGCCAACACAGAGGACAGAGGGUAUAUCCACAUCAGACAUCAUCACCCGCAUCGUUCGGGACUAUGACGUAUAUGCAAGGCGGAACCUGCAGCGUGGAUACACUGCCAAGGAACUCAAUGUCAGCUUCAUCAAUGAGAAGAAAUACAAUUUACAGGAACGUGUAGACAAAGUAAAGAAGAAGGUAAAAGAUGUAGAGGAGAAGUCAAAAGAAUUUGUGCAGAAGGUGGAAGAGAAAAGCAUUGACCUCAUUCAGAAGUGGGAGGAGAAAUCCCGAGAAUUCAUUGGAAACUUCCUGGAAAUGUUUGGUCCAGAAGGAGCACUGAAACACAUGCUGAAGGAAGGAAAAGGCCGGAUGCUUCAAGCCAUUAGUCCCAAGCAGAGCCCAAGCAACAGCCCUACUCGUGAACGCUCCCCUUCUCCCUCUUUUCGAUGGCCCUUCUCUGGCAAGACUUCUCCACCAUCCUCCCCAUCAAACCUCUCGGUACACAAGGGUGUUCAGUAUGACAUAAGUGAAGAUGAUGAAGAGGAUUAAUUUGCCAGCCCAACUCCCUUCUUCCUUCCUCUGUCCUCCAGCUGUCUUUUGAAUUCCAAAUUGUCAACUCAAGGAUAGUUGUAGGCAAGGGAAGGAGGACCUGGGACAGAGAUCAAAAUAGCCUGUCCUCCAAAAGGCAUCACUUUGGGAAGCAGAGGAGGGACUGCCUUAGAUGCCUCUCUUCCAUUCCCCUGCACCAGCCUGUAGGAGGACAUUGCUUUACUGUUUGCAUUCAGAUAAUCUUGAAGGGAAAAAUAAUAGUUUUAUUAAUUAAGAAAAUAGCCUUUUAAAUGUAAUAAGUGGAGCCCCAACUAGGAGAGGAAAAAGAGAAUUGUUUCCAGAGGCCUUCCUCCCACCCCCACCCCCAAUCACUAUAAUUUUGUUUCUGCUCUGAAGCAGACUGACUUGCCAAGUUUUUACACCUGAUGUGAGCCAUGCCAGAUGUGGUUUAGGGAAAAUGAUGUGAACUUCCUUAUUUUUGAUUUCCAUUUUUUCUUUUCUUUUUUUUUUUUCUUUUUCUUUUUUUUUUUUCUUCUUCUUCUUUUUUUUUUUUUUUUGGAAGGCAAAGCUGACCUCCUGAAGUCACAAAUACCCUAAGCUGGUUGCUGGCAAAUGUGCUGAGGUGUAGUAAGGCGCUCUCAGAGGAGGUUCUCUGGGUUUGUUUCUUUUCACUUCUUGAGGUGGAUCUGCUGGAGAUAUAGCAUUGUGAUCUUUGAGGACAAUGAGUAGAGGGAUAAUAAUUCAUCAAACAGUUUCCCUGAAAUGUUAAUCUUUUUCAGAAAGUCAUCUCCAAUUUACCGAGCUGCCUAGGAGCCCUUGUGUGGGCUUUUGCUUCUUUUUCUCUCUGGCCUGCUUUUAGAGCACAGAGGAUACUGUGAUACUUGUGUAGGUGUGCACUCAUGUGUACACAUUGAUAUGCAAACUCAACUUAUAAACUGAAUUCCAGUGGAGAAACAGUCUUGAACCCAACCGUUCCCAUAUCUAGAACUUUACCUUGCUUUUACCAAAAAGGAUACCACUGCAAGUGUUUGAAGGCUUUCAGUGUGUUCUUUUAAUCCAUGUUCCCAUGCCCAUAUUUAAUGACUGAAGAAGAAUCUUUGGAGUUUGGAAACUGAGUCAAGAACCUGCCUCCCUUUCUUUGACAAUAGCCACACUCUCUCAUUGCUUUUCCUCAGAACUUUCUUGAACUUGAUUAGUACUCCUGAUCUCUUCCUCCGCUCUGAGAGACAGAGCAAACAGAGACAGUUCACCUCUUUUUGCAAAACCAGACCCCAAAUUCCUUUCCCAAGCGUGUGACCUGAGUUAGGUGCAGCCCUCACUGGCUCCCUCCCACCCACCAUUCACCUGGGCCUGCCUCAGGGGAAUGCCCCUUGACUCCUGUCCCAAGGAAUGCAGAUGCUUCAGGCUGUGCUGCUGCUGCUGCUGCUGCUGCUGCUGCUGCUGCGCAUGUACCUGCUUCUUAGCUUCACCAUCCUGCCUCCUCAACCAAAUGGUCAGCAGAGCAGCUGCUAGUACCCCAGUGCUCACCUAGUGGGCCCAGGGGAACGACUGCUUGUGUCUGGCUCUGCUCGGUUGCUUAUCAGUGCCCCUUGUGGGGGUGGAGUUUUAGUGUUUUCAGCUUCGAAAACCACAAAUUGCUUUCUGUGUUUGUCCAUGUGUUGGGGCUGUUUGCCUCCCAUGGCCUCCCACAUGAAUGCUUUCUAAUAAAACCUGUUUUUUGUGCCUGCUAGAUGACAAGUAAUUGUCACAGGAUUUACACUGUAUUUACCAGCAAGGCAGCUAGAAUUCUUAAGAUUCAAGCUGCCUGGAGAGGCUGCUGGCAUAUCAAAGUGAAGGAAAUGAAAUAGAGGGAGAGUUCCUCUGUGUUCCCCUGUGGCUUAUGGAAACUGUGUUUCUGAUGAAGCGCCAUUUUUAUUCUGGAGCUUUUUGGUUCUAAUGAUCUUUGGUUUGGGAUCCUCUGUAACAUUUAAAAUCUAUGCUAUGCUGCUUCAUGGCUUCAUUUGAUCAAGUGUUCAUUUAACUUCUUUGCUUCAGCCAGGCAGGCUACCCUUGUUAGUGAUACUGUUUUUGUCUAGAACAUUCUUCCUGGUACAGAUUUUAUAUUUUUUGAGACCAUAUUUAAAAGCUGAUGGUGUGGGGGAGGUUACUGCCGAAAUCUGUCCCCAAGGUGUUUUAUGGUAUGGAAUGCCCUAAUAUGUUAAGUUUACAAUUUCUUCUUUAAAUGUGUAUCUAUCCACAAAGAGAGACUUUUAGAAUAUGGUUUGUCCUCCUUUCAAUUGUUCAUCAGAAGUGUAUUGACUUUGGAGUGUUAGCAGAUAAGACUUACUUCUCUUUGCUAAUAACUGUUGGAAUACUCUGUUGAGAUAUGCCCCAUCCUUAGCAAGUAACCUCUAGGCAAAUUGUUUAGCUACAAAUUGUAAAGGCUGAGUUUGUGGUCAGCAGCUAUCUUUUGACCUGUUUCAAGUGGACACCAUCCAAAUACCAGAUAGCUUUUCAUGAGGUUGAUUCCUUUUGUGGCCAGAAAUGUUUGUCUGGAUAUCUUAAAGUAUACCUUUCAGCAGGUUUGCAUAUGAGGAGAGGGAAACUAAGAAAGGAAAAUAAUUGAUUCCACUGGAACCAUGCCUCUUCCACUCUUUACCUAAUUAAAUCAAAUUAGAGGGGAGAACUUUCUGUACCAUGAUUGCUCCUUUCUUUAUGAAGGGGUAAGAUUGUUUCUCAAUAUCCAUGUGUCAGUGAAAGCAGUAGGUCCAAAUGAGAUAGAUAAGAUACACAUAGCAUAGACUUGAUAGAGGGUUCAAAGCUAGAUAAUAGUCUGCAGGUUAGAAAGAGGUGCUGGUGGCAGUCAUAGAUUAAGGAUGGGACAGUUUAGUAGUGGCCUGGACAGAAUAUAUACUUUCUGCUUUGCAAAGUUAUUAAUCACCACAACAGUGAGGAAAUGAGAUGUAAAAUUUACAUGAAAAAAUGGAAGGGGAUUAUUUCUCCUGUUUUGUUUGGCCUCUCCUGAGAAAACAAAAAUCAGACCAUAAUUAGAGGCUCAGGUGAGAAUAUGAGCCAGAGUGUUCUGUAAAUUAUGGAGAGAGGGAAAAAAAAAUCUACACAUAUCAUUAGGAAAGGGAAUAGGUAACUUCUUUCUCCACCAUAAAAACACAUUAGGUUAUACCAUAUUUAAUUUUUUUCUUUCUUUGCCUGGGGCCAAACACCUAGCAAAUAAGCAUUGAUGGGGAUUCAUUUCUGUUGUACUUCUUCACAGCCUUUUGUUCUUCCAUCUUUAGAUUAUCUUGAUCUAAGUAUGACUUCCUCCAUAAAGGAGUUUGAUGCUUUUUAGGACCUUACUAUAGAUUUAUUCCCCACAGUCUCUUCAAAUCAACUACAUUUGCCUUUUUAGUCCUCUCAAAAGCCAUAGCUCUCAAGAAUUUUCUCUGUAUACAGUAUGAUAGGGAGCCUGACCAGCGCAGAUGGGAAAAAAAUAAAAAGAUUGAUGUUUUGUAAGUAAUUGUAUUUUUUUUAAACUCAUCAAUAUAAGUAUUUCUAAGAAUGUAUAUUUUUCAGAGUCAUAUCACAAUAAUUUGUACUUUUUUUCCUUCUCUUGCAGAGCAGGUUGUCAUGGGAUACAGAAUGGUCCCUACUAGCUGUUUUCCUGAUUAAUAAAUGGAAUAUGGUCUUGGGGUUAUGAUAUUAGAAUACUAAUUUCCUUUUUAAAAAGCCCAUAACACAGCAUUUUCUUUCUGCCAAAGUCUUAGAUAGGUUUUUGCUAGAUAGGGACAGGAAGGUAAAAAGUGAAAGACUCUGUUUUAUAUUAGGAUCCAAGUUGAAAUGACUCAGGUUAAGUUCAUUCAGAUUGAACAUGGCCUUCCUGACCCCAUAAACAAAGAUUUUUCAUCUUAGAUUGUUUUGAGGUUGAAGCUCCUGGGGGAAAGGAAUUGUCUUGAAAAGAAACACAGAUCUUGGCAUGAAUGUUAACUUUAUCAAUAAUGCCAUAGAACCCAAAGGAAAGUUUUUCUCCAUCGGUGUGUAGUCUAUCAGUCUCUGUCUGUGUGUUGUUAAUCUGUUCAGAGUUGUUUUGGCUUUUGUCAUUUAGCCAAAUAAAUGCAAAAUGAUUUUAACCAA